Messenger RNA from Paramecium pentaurelia, 244 nucleotides. The record is from the annotation of a GenBank genome assembly. Lineage: Eukaryota; Ciliophora; Oligohymenophorea; Peniculida; Parameciidae.
AUGAAUUGCCUUGUGGCUGUUAUGAGAGGCAAAAAAUGUGCAAAUGUUAUAAUUAAAUUUAGAUAACUCAAGCUGCAGUAAAAUAUGUUGAACUGGAUAAUGAAAUGUUUGCUAGGAUGGUUUAUGAGGUAAUGUAUAAAUUUGAGUUUAGAACUUCUUGAUAUUUAUCCUUCACAAGUAUAUGCUAAAAUUAUAAAUUAAUGGAUUAGCUGUCAAUUAUAGUUUAGCUUUAUACUAAAUAUGA